GAUGGACCCUUUGUAACCUUCGGAUGAUGAUGAUGAUGAUGAUCAGAUCACAAUACAUAAUCACUUCAGUUACCAUUAAGCAAACCAACAAGGCUUGUGCGUUGGUUUUUGUUCGAUUUUGGAGUCUCCACUACUUCACGCUUACCUCCGAUUCCUUCUCCAUAUCUCAUAAUUGGGGAAAUGUGCGGUUGAUGCUGGAUUUGGCUUGUGAUGGCUGGUGAAAUUGAGGAUCCUUUUAGCCUUCCAUUCCAGGCAGAUUCUAUACACUCUGGAUCAAUUUCGUUUGGAAGGUUUGAAACUGAAUCCUUGUCAUGGGAAAGGAGGUCAUCCUUUUCACACAACAGGUACCUUGAAGAGGUGGAGAAAUACUCAAAGCCUGGUUCAGUUAUUGAGAAGAAGGCUUAUUUCGAGGCUCACUUCAAAAGAAAGGCGCUUCUGAGCCAAAGUUCAUCUGAGUGCCAUAGUGGGGUAGAAUACCAAACCAGUGAAAAUGAUGCCUCAGAUAAUGUUCACCAUAGAGAAGAGUUUGAGCGUCAAGGUGGUGUAGAAUACCAAACCAGUGAAAAUGACACCUUAGAAAACCCUGGUUAUGGGGAAGAAUUUGACCACAGUAAUGAGGGUUGUCAAUCUGUGUACUUUGACAAGAGUUCUCAUGGUUCAGAAUAUGAUGGAGACAGUGAAGUGCAAUGUGAUAGAGAAGACAUGAGAACGUCGUAUGUGGAACCUCAAUUUGUAACUGCCUCAAAUGAUGCCAAUGUUGUUCUACAAACUUCUUCUCCACACGAAGCACGUCAAACUCUAGCUGGAACUGUACCGGUUACUGAUACAAGAGACCAUCUCAAUAGUGAAGCUUUAAAUGUGGAGUUGACACGUAAAGCUAUAGAUCUUUCUACUGAUGGUUAUAAUUCUAUCCAAGAUGAUAGAGCUAGUUCAGAACACGAGCAAGAGGCUUCUUCUGAGGUGAGUGCCAAAUUGGGAAGAAAACAUAUGAAGCCCAAAUCAAAAUCUCCAGUCAAUGCUCCUCAGUUUAAGAUUGACAUCUCAAGUGAACCGUCUAAAUUCCCUGCAAAGAAACCUAUUAGAACAGAAAGAGAAGGUUCAUGGAGUACAAGAACAGAAAAACAUUUAUCACAAGCUGCUGCUCCGACCACACAUUCAGUACUCAGGACUUCAAAACUGGAGGAUUCUAGAACUUCAAGGUCAAAAGUAUUUCGUGAUAAACAAAGUGAAAAAGAAUUAAAGGCGAACAAGGUUUUUGAGCAUAAACAUUUUUCAUCAGAGAAGCUUGUUUCAAAAUCAAGUCAAGCAAACAGGACCAAUCGGGCUGAGAAUUCAACUAAACUAAGCAUGAAACAGAGCUCUGCAGUAUUUAGUUUCAAAAGCAGUGAACGAGCUGAAAGGAGGAAAGAGUUUUACAUGAAGUUGGAGGAAAAAAUGCACGCCAAGGAGGCUGAAAUGAAUCAAAUUCAAGCAAAAAAUUUGGAAAAGACAGAAGCUGAGAUUAAACAAUUUCGGAAAAGCCUUAACUUCAAAGCAACCCCCAUGCCUUCAUUUUAUCAUGAAGCUGUACAUUGUCCAUCAGACAAAAACAAGGAUUUGACAUCGGAGAGGACGAUUAGGAAUGCUAAGGAGCGAAAUGGUCUCUAUUAUUUGACAAGUGCUCUAUCAAGCAACACCAGAUCAAGUAAACCUAGAAGCAAGUCAGUUACAGGGUCUGGAUCUGCUCGAAGAUCUCUGUCUUAUGCAAAAGCAGGAAAAGAUAAAGCCUCUUCCGAUGUUGACCCUAUAAAGAGAAGCAAUCCACCUCAAGCUUCAGCAGCAACAAACUCCAGUCCAACAUCAGUGCAUUCUGAAACAAAAGGCCCCCCUCCGGCUCUCUCAACUGGCAGAGUUCAUUAUCCGCAAGAUAAAACCAAUGGUGCAGACACUGGUAUGAAAGAGUGCACAAAGGAAAGUGAUACAGGUAUGCAAAAACACCAAGCAUCAGAGAGUGGCAAGGCGAUCAAAGGCCAGAGACCGGAGGGAAAGCACAAAGUGGAAAGGAGAAGGAGCAACAAUGAGAUGGCGAGAAAGGACAUGAAAGGCGUUGGUGUUUCCAGUCCUUCAGGGAUGCGGCACCUUGCUGUUGGGGUUGCCUCCUAAUUGCGCAUUUUUAUUCUGCGGUUAUCCAUUCUCUUCAAACAACAGAUCCACAUAUCUCUGAAAUCACGACCAUGCCAUGAAUAGGCGUGCAAAUCAAAAGUGGUAUGUUGCCUUGUACUAUUAUAUGAUAUGAAUUUUCAUGGCUGUGAAGUUGUUUAAGAUGACAGAUGUUUACUAUCAAAAGAACCAUUUCGUCUCUACCAUUUUGCCAUGGUUGUACCCACCCAUUGUAGAGCAAGCAGUAGUAUGUUCCUGCAAGUGAAAUGUCUGUAGAUAAUAAUAUGGUGGCUUUGUGCUUUUAAAAGGAGUUUCUGCCAUUGCAGUUC
Molecule: messenger RNA, 2468 nt
Organism: Diospyros lotus (date-plum)
Lineage: Eukaryota; Viridiplantae; Streptophyta; Magnoliopsida; Ericales; Ebenaceae
Product: protein WVD2-like 7
Exons: 11
Coding region: 211-2142 (643 amino acids)
Source: RefSeq, a predicted model, not a curated record